Molecule: messenger RNA, 3915 nt
Organism: Synchiropus splendidus (mandarinfish)
Lineage: Eukaryota; Metazoa; Chordata; Actinopteri; Syngnathiformes; Callionymidae
Gene: pdk1
Product: pyruvate dehydrogenase kinase, isozyme 1
Exons: 11
Coding region: 544-1761 (405 amino acids)
Biological process (GO): regulation of glucose metabolic process; protein phosphorylation
Cellular component (GO): mitochondrion
Molecular function (GO): pyruvate dehydrogenase (acetyl-transferring) kinase activity
Source: RefSeq, a predicted model, not a curated record
GGCUCCGUAGGACUCAACCGCAAAAACCAAACAAAUGCAGAAUUGGAAAUCAUCAAAGAGAAUUUCGCGGCGAAAUGAUGAACCGCCACAAGUGCUCGCCGAGCCCUGUCAUGACAGCAUGGUGUAUCCGAGCACGCACAUCUAUAACACGAAAAUUCUUUUUUAAAUGAGCACGAAUACGAGCCAAGAAUUUGCUAGGAGUCUCAUGGCAUGAUAGACGUGUAUUUCCAAGCGCGCUGCAAGUGGCAGAUGAUCAUCUUGAACCCGUCGUGUGCUCUUGGUGCAAGUUGCGCUUGAUUCAGCCGCACAUCGCUUGGGAAUGUUCAGUUAUUUAGCCACUUAAAGAUGUAAAUUUGGGAGACGUGUAGCUGCGCUAUAGUGCUACGUGGGUUAGCGGUGACACCUGACCUGAGUGCGUGGUGAAUGGGCCUCGGUGCGUUGGAUGGUUCUCUCCGCUAACGUUAGCCCUCAUGCUAGCUCAUGUUAGCAGCGAGGCUUCCGCUCGACUAAAACACUGACGUUUCUGGACAACCAGCUGUCAAGAUGAGGCUCUUCAGGUUCCUGAGGAGCAGCCUGAACAUCGGAAAGGACAUAGACUACUACUCCAAAUUCUCCCCCUCCCCUCUGUCCAUGAAGCAAUUCUUGGAUUUCGGUUCUGAGAACGCUUGUGAGAAAACCUCCUUCAACUUCCUCCGGCAGGAGCUCCCCGUCAGGCUGGCCAACAUCAUGAAGGAGAUCAACCUGUUGCCGGAUAACUUGCUGGGCACCCCGUCGGUGCGCCUGGUCCAGAGCUGGUACAUGCAGAGUCUGCAGGACAUCCUGGAGUUCAAACACAGGAACACGGACGAUGAGAAACUGGCUUAUGAUUUCACAGACGCAGUCAUCAAGAUCAGAAACCGCCACAAUGACGUGAUCCCGACCAUGGCGCAGGGAGUGGUGGAGUACAAGGAGGCGUACGGCACCGACCCGGUGGUCAGCCAGAAUGUUCAGUACUUCCUGGACCGUUUCUACAUGAGCAGGAUCUCCAUCAGGAUGCUCCUCAACCAGCACACGCUGCUGUUUGGCGGGAAAGUGAAGGACAACCCAGCUCACCCCAAACAAAUCGGCAGCAUCGAUCCUCACUGCUGUGUCAGCGAAGUCAUCCGAGAUGCCUACGAAAACGCUCGCAACCUGUGCGACCGCUACUACAUGAACUCCCCGGAGCUGAUCCUGGACGAGUUCAACAACCAGGGAAGCCCCAUCACCGUGGUCUACGUCCCCUCCCAUCUCUACCACAUGGUGUUCGAGCUCUUCAAGAACGCCAUGCGCGCCACCAUGGAGAUGCACGGCGACUCCAUGGACUACCCCCCCAUCCACGCUCAGGUGGCCCUGGGCUCCGAGGACCUGACCGUGAAGGUGAGCGACCGCGGCGGGGGCGUUCCUCUGCGCAAGAUCGACCGGCUCUUCACCUACACCUACUCCACGGCGCCGCGCCCGAGCAUCGACGGCUCCCGCGCCGCUCCUCUGGCUGGUUACGGUUACGGGCUUCCCAUCUCCCGCCUCUACGCCCGCUACUUCCAAGGGGACCUGAAGCUCUACUCCCUGGAGGGCUACGGCACAGACGCCGUCAUCUACAUUCGGGCCCUGUCCACCGAGUCCAUCGAGCGACUCCCUGUGUACAACAAGUCGGCCUGGAAACACUACAAGACCAUCCACGAGGCCGACGACUGGUGCGUGCCCAGCAAAGAGCCCAAAGACAUGACCACCUUUCGGAGCUUCUAGACUGGGAGGUGGAACUGGAAGAGAGUGCCAAGGGAACGUGUCAUUUCAUGCCAGUCGCUGUGGUCUGUGUCCGUCCAGCGUCUGCGCUGGUCACUGCUUCAUGUCCUCGUGUCAAAUCUGUUACAAGAAAGUUGGUUCUAGCGGGAUUUUUUUUUUUACCGUGUACAAAACUCCAGUCGUGGAAACUGCCAACAAGCGCGCGCGCACACACACACACACACACACACACUCUGAGCAAUAAUGGUGUACUGUGACUUGACCUCAAGCCCGCGCCGUCAUCCGUGCUAGCUUUGGGUGACGCCUUCUUAGAGAACAAAGUUUUACUUUGAAGUGUAAAUAGCAAAAGUCUGAGAAAUGCUUGCCUGCACUUUUUGGCUUCUUCAGGGGGAACCUGUUGCGACAUGAGACGCUGCUGGUUUGUUGUGUUUUAGCUGAGCUGUGAGCCCAGCUCAUUUUAGUGUCUGAAUCUGUGAAAGCCUAUGUGAACUUCUCGCUCACUCAGAAUGGGUUUUAAAUAAGCUCCUGUAUUUUAAGGAUGGGAACCUCGAGAGGGGUCGCUACGGUUCCGUCGGACGUCUGUGCUCCAUCGUCGAGUCGCCAUUUCACGAAUAAACACUUCCUUGUGGCGUUGCUCGUGUCCGGAAUUGAGCUUUUUACACUUCAGGUAGAGCUGCGUUACCUGCGAGAUGAAGUCAAAGUGUCAGAAAAUUGUGUAAUUGGAAUGUAUCAAGCAGAAGUGUAAUACUUUCGUUUCUGUAUUCGAAGAGUUUUCUGGUUCCAUCAGCACCUGCAAUGGCGUAACGACUUACGGCGGAGGUUGCUGCGUCACGUGGUACAAUCCUCUGUGUUGACUUCACGGGUCGCAGCCGCCGAUGUAAAAGCCAGAGAACAAGAGUCAAAUAUUGUUCCUGCUCAAGAUUUGCUUGUAAUUGUUCGACUAAUGCAAGUUAUGUAGCAAGACGGACGACAGAAAAGUCCCCGAUAUAGCUAACGGCUAUGAAUCAGCCGCUGACGUCACUGGCCUCUACUACGGUUCAGGGCUCGUGAGUUCCAGAGAUGCUCUAGUUCAACUCUAGACAAGUGGCAUAGUGGUCAACCGAAGGGAUUUUUCACAAUAUCAAUAUCAAUGUAUACACAUCCACAUUCCAUAUGCGUCAUUUGCAAAAGGCCUUUAUUUUGAAAUGGCACAUGAGCUUCAGUUCAAACUUCCUGGGUGACUUCCAGUCGCUUUGGCAUUACCGUAAUACUCGCAUUACACGAGCACCGGUGUUUCAGUCCCCCACACACAGACACUAUUGUCAGCUGCAACCAAAAACUCGAUGUGGAGUCCGUCACUCUCUAAAAUAUUGGACACCUUUUUCAAGCAAGAGACGAGGACCAAUCGUAUAAUAAUGUGUUUAUUGAUCGCUCUUGUCCCACCACGCUCCUCUGAUUCAGUUUUUACUGUGCAGUUAAGCAUUCUGGAUAAUACAAGCAGGAGGAAAAUUGAAAAAAAAGAAAACAUUUCUACUUCCUCAUCUUCCUCCUCCAGCAGCUUCAUCACGUCCCGUUUGUUUCAGCAGAACUUCUUCUAUUCUACUCGGUAGAAAAACGUGGGACAGUAAAAAAAAUGAAAAAAAAAGUCAUGAUAUUAAAGAAAUGAAAAAGUGAUGCAGUUCAUAGGCGCAUGUAUAAAAACGCUUUAUACAUUAAAAACCUUGUCACUGAAGCUUAAAAAGACAAUAUAGCGCAUCUAUAAAUCUCAACUGUACAUAAGAGGUGUCCAGGCCGACACACACAUUUAAAAAGCAGGCUCCGUCUCUGUGCGUCUCUCCUGCAGUCACAACAGCUCCAGCUCCAGCCCCGAGCUCAGUGGUGGUGAGGAGGGCUGGUGUGGCUCCACCCCAGGUGCAGUGGUUCAAGUCAUUCCACUCGUGUGUCUCUCACAGGGACGCAACGGCGAUGUCACGUGACUCAGCAGACCGAGUCGGUGCUGGCUGGGAGCUUCCCGCUGCGCCGCACUUCCUUUUCUCUCUUCUUCUCCAGCUUCUCCUGAGUCUUCCUCAUCUCCUUCAGCUUCUUCUUGAUGGUGGAGCGGUCACUCUGGCUGGACACACCCAGAGCCUGAGGAGGACAAUUGUUUCAGUCAGUGGCGACGAGGGACAGGAAAAUGUC